Messenger RNA from Strigops habroptila (Kakapo), 1359 nucleotides. RefSeq names its product basic proline-rich protein-like. The record is from RefSeq and is a predicted model, not a curated record. The transcript has 3 exons. The coding region runs from base 1 to 1359 and encodes 452 amino acids. Lineage: Eukaryota; Metazoa; Chordata; Aves; Psittaciformes; Psittacidae.
AUGGCCGGGAUGCAGCAAAGGCACCGAGAGGGAAGGCAAGGCCGGGGCGGGCUGCGGAGGCAGCGAUGGGACACAGACAAUAUGUCUGCAGCGCAGGACGCGGCGGGGACCCGCAGCCGGUUCCUUCGAGAGCCGCUGAUAAAGGGCGAGCGGCGUUUCGGCAUCGCUGGGAGCCGGCAGCGACCCCUCUGCGCCUGGGCGGCCAUGGGCGAUGAAUCACGGCGGGCACCGGGGACGAGGGGGAAGGGAACUGCCUCUCCGCUUCCUCCAUCGGUGGGAAGCGGCUCCACCACCGAGCUGUGCUUAGUCACAGCCGAGAGAGAGCGAGUGGCCCAGUGGGACCAAAGAGCGCUUGGCGGUGACCCAGGCGCGGACCCCGGGGCCACCAACACCCCACAACACGGGUGCUGCAAGCCCUCACCCCCGGGCGGGGCGUCGGGACCGGCACCACAGGGAGCAGCGGGGCUCUGCCCGCCGGGAACCCCACGCAGCGAGGCUCGGGGAAGGGGGGUUCGGGGCCAGGCCGGCAUCGCCCGCCGGCUGCCAAGGACGAGCCUGGGCACGGGCAAGCGCCGCCGCCCCGGUUCCCCCCCCCCGCCAUGGCGGGGCCGCGCCCGGGAGGGCUCUCCAAGGGCAGCUCCCCCGACGGGGCCGGGGUCCGCGCCGCUCCGGCCCACCCCAAGAUGGAGGGGCCGUGCCCGGGCUUUGUCCCUCCCGGGAAGACGCCCCGGCCCCGGCAGCGCGGCCCCGGGCUCCUCCACCGCCUCCGGGCCCCCGCCCGAGCGGCUCCGCGGGCGGCCCCGCCGCAUCCCCCGGGCCCGCCGCAUCCCCCGGCCGGAUCCCGCUCCCCACCGCUCCCGGCUCCCCCUCGGCCGCAUCCCGCACCCCGACUCCGGCAGGGCCCCGGGCGCCCACCGCUGCGGGAGCCGGUGCCGGAGCCGGUCCCCGCCGCGAAGCCUUACCCUGGGCCGGCUGGGGCUGGGGCUGGGGCUGGGGCUGCGGCUCCCGCCCGGCGCGGCUCCUCUCCAUGGCGUGGCGGGGAGGCGCAGAGGGCUGGCCGAGCCGUGCCGAGCCGCGCCGCGCCGCCCCGCUCCCCCCGACCCGGCGGGGGAGGACGCUCAGCGCUCCCCGCCCCGGCCCCGGCCGCUCACCUGCAAAGCGCUGGCCCUGCAGCAGACACCCCCUGUACCCCCUGCAUCCCCGACCACUGCCAGCACCACGAUGCACAGCCACUGCCACUCGGAUCACCCCGAUUUCCAGGCACCCCAAAGAAGCAUUGAUUCCCCAUCCCCGAUCCCCACCUUGGCUGCUUGUGAGGCCUCGAAGCUUCUUCCCCCACCACCCACCCGCCACACGUGA